Messenger RNA from Punctularia strigosozonata HHB-11173 SS5, 774 nucleotides. RefSeq lists its product as uncharacterized. The record is from RefSeq and is a predicted model, not a curated record. NCBI's taxonomy places the organism in Eukaryota, Fungi, Basidiomycota, Agaricomycetes, Corticiales, Punctulariaceae. Gene Ontology annotation, molecular function: protein binding. The transcript is spliced from 3 exons. Bases 1 to 774 code for a protein of 257 amino acids.
AUGGUCAAAUCCAAACCCUUCAACGGCAUUCAACCCCAGAUAUUGGAGGAUACAUCGAGCGAUGACCCGUGGGAUGAACUCCCAAAAAUUGAAUGCCCCAAGAACAAACAACCGCAUCAUCACAGGAAAUUCUACUUCGCCAAUGUCGUGUUCCAGGUCGAGGACGUUUUGUUUUCUGUGCCUAGGCAGACUCUCGAACGAAACUCGAUCGUUUUCCGGGACAUGUUUGAAAACCCGGUUCCCGAGGGGACAGAUGCCGAAGGCGUUGGUGACGACAACCCCAUCCGUCUCGAAGGUAUCGAACUAAACGACUUCGAACAGCUGCUCGACGUCUUGUUCCAGUCGCUGCCUGGACAAGAUCCGGUACUUUCUUGCGGCCAAUGGGUGUCUGUGCUCAAAUUGUCCACCAUGUGGCAGUUCGAUCAUAUACGGUCGCUCGCCAUCCGAACGCUAUCGGUGAUCCCGAUGGAGGCCGUUAGUAAGGUUGUGUUGGCGAAGACUUACAAUGUCGAGGAGUGGAUCGUGCCCUCCCUCAACGAGAUUGCUAGACGAAGUGAACCGAUUGGCGUCGAAGAUGCAGCGCAACUGGGGCUUGAAUGGGCGCUCAAGCUUGCUGAAGUGCGGGAGAGCCUGGUAUCAACGCAAAUCAACACAAACCAGCGACAGUAUAAUUGCCAUAUUUGCGGAGAGUAUCAAAACAUCGAGCAGCAAAGCAUCAAGAGAAGCACCUAUGAUUUCACGCAGCAGAUUCGCAGGGUUUUUGCGAUGGGGUAG